Messenger RNA from Penicillium vulpinum, 870 nucleotides. RefSeq names its product endonuclease/exonuclease/phosphatase family protein. The transcript has a single exon. Gene Ontology annotation, molecular function: 3'-5'-RNA exonuclease activity. Bases 1 to 870 code for a protein of 289 amino acids. NCBI's taxonomy places the organism in Eukaryota, Fungi, Ascomycota, Eurotiomycetes, Eurotiales, Aspergillaceae. The record is from RefSeq and is a predicted model, not a curated record.
AUGAGUUCUGCAAAACUUCCCAUCCGGGUUUUGACACACAAUAUCCGAUAUGCGACUACAUCCCCCUUCAAAGGCGAACAGCCCUGGGCUGAACGAAAACAAUUGCUGUUGAAUGAAUUUGAAUAUGAGACUCGCCAUUGCAAAGAAACUUUCGUAUGUCUACAGGAGGUUCUUCACAAUCAACUUGGUGAUAUUCUGGCUGGAUUGAAUGGGGACGCAGAGCCUGGGACACUCGAAUGGGAGUAUAUCGGUGUUGGUAGAGAUGAUGGCUACGAGGCUGGGGAAUACUCUCCCAUCAUUUACAGGCCAUCAGUUUGGGGGUUACUACACUGGGAGACAGUGUGGUUAUCCAAGACACCCGAGACCCCGUCCAAGAGUUGGGACGCAGCCUCCAUCCGCAUUGUCACCAUUGGCAUCUUCACCCAUCGAGCUAGUCAGAAAACGGUCCUUGCCAUGAACACCCAUCUUGACGAUCAGGGAUCUCAAUCUCGUCUCGAGGCUGCACAUAUCAUUAUCGGGAAGAUGUCCGAAUACAGCCAGAAUAAAUUCGCAGAGCUCAUCUCGGGCACUUUCCUGGCCGGCGAUUUCAACAGCGAAGAGAACCAGGAAGCCUACCAAGAGCUGACAAGAAGCUUACUUGAUACAUACAAGGAAAUUGACAGCUCAAAGCGAUAUGGUAACUACAUCACUUGGACUGGAUUUGGAUACGAUGAUGAGCCAGCCUCGCGUAUUGACUAUGUUUUGGUGAGACCCGCCGGGACUCAAGGUCAGAGGUUGGCAGUCAUUGGCUAUGCUGUGUUAGGGAAUCAGUUUGACGACGGUGUUUUGAGCUCGGAUCACCGCGCUGUUAUUGUGGACUUGACACUCUAA